UUCAGCUUUUUACUUUGGACUGACUGGAUCCUCUUUUUCAUCAAGGAAGAAGAUCUGAAGUGGAUUUCUUUGAGGUGCACGAUGAUGCGGACGCUUGGCCUUCAGGUGGUUGCCAUCUGUGUUUUCCUGCAGGUGCCGGGCUGUUUCCCAUCAUGCACCAUAAAGGGCUCAUUAGCCUACUGUGGCUUCCAGAACCUCUACUCAAUUCCUCCUCUCCCUCCUCACAUCACCCAUUUGUACCUGGAGAUGAACAACAUCAAUGAGAUCAACUCUACCUCGCUAUCAAGCCUUGAGGGGCUGCAGAUGCUGGACCUCGGACAACAGCGCGGGCAGCUUGUUAUCAGGAACAACGCCUUCAGCAGACAAAAGCAUCUGAGGAAGCUUUCACUUGACUGUAAUGUCGGCCUUCAGCUGGAACCGCAGGCCUUUGAGGGGUUGUCAAGUUUGCAGAGUCUACAACUGGAUUACUGCUCACUUAAAGAUUCGAUACUAAAGGACAAAUAUCUAGAACCACUGUCAUCCUUAGAAACUCUCAGCCUCUUUGGUAACCAGAUAGAAAGACUCCAGCCUUCACCAUUCUUUUCAAAAAUGACUAAUUUGAAAAACUUGAAUCUCAAGCUGAACAAAAUUGACAAAAUUUGUGAGCCCGAUCUUGCUGGCUUUCAGGGAAAAAGCUUCACAGUUCUGAACUUGAACUCCGUCGACCUGAAAGCAAUGUCCAGUGACGACUUUGACUGGCAGAAAUGCGGAAAUCCUUUCAGAGGGAUAUCCUUUCAAAUGCUCGAUUUGUCCGGGAACUGGUUUGGCAUACGUCAAUACAGAGAGUUUUUCAGAGCCAUCAAGGGGACAAAGAUCUUCCAUCUGAAAAUGUCAGGGCACAUAGGCAGAGGAUUUUCAUUCAAUAAUCUCCCUGAUCCAGACCGCAGCACAUUUGAGGGCUUGCACAACAGUUCGGUCCGCUCUUUUGAUCUGUCUAAAAACCGGAUAUUUGCAUUGCAACAAGGGGUUUUUAGUCCACUGAAAGAAGUCUCAAUCAUCACUGUUUCCCAAAACAGAGUGAAUCAGAUACACAGAAAUGCCUUUGAAGGUCUUCAGGAUAAUUUAAAACUUCUUAACCUCUCACACAACCUGCUUGGGGAAAUCUAUUCUCACACAUUUGAUUUUCUGACAAACCUUCAGGUGUUGGAUUUGUCUCAUAAUCACAUUGGUGCAUUGGGUUAUCACUCAUUUAGUGGACUUCCCAACCUCAAAGUAUUAUCUCUGAUAGGAAAUUCUCUGAGAGACUUAGGCUUCCCUGCACUUCUACCAAGUUUAGAUUUUCUUUUAUUGAACGACAACAAGAUGGCGCCCUCAUCAAUGAGCAGCAUCACUCAGUUUGCCAGUAACAUCAUGCAUCUGAACAUUCAGGACAACAGAUUAACAGACAUGGGGGAUGUCUCCACCAUUUUGAUUCACCUGAAACGCCUUAAGCACCUCUUUUAUGGGGGAAACACAAUCAGGAGAUGCUCCUUCAGCAGACUAGUCGGUCUGCAUAAUCUCACAGUUCUGGAUCUUCACAGCAGCUCCCUGCAGUCUGUUUGGGCUCAGGGUAAAUGUCUCAAUCUGUUUGACAAUUUGGGGCAAGUUGCUGGUCUCAAUUUGAGCUUCAACGCACUGCAGUCUCUUCCUCAAGGUAUUUUCAAUGGUCUCACCUCAGUACAGGAGAUGGACCUCUCAUCCAACGCCUUGACAUAUCUCCAGCCUGAUGCAUUUCCAAAAAGUCUGAAAGUACUCUACCUUUCCAACAACUUCAUUGCCUCGCCUAACCCUGCCAGUUUCCACUCUCUGAGCUUCCUCAACCUCGGUAUGAACCGAUUCCACUGCAACGCUGAUCUGAAGAGCUUUCUGACUUGGUUGAACGAGACUAACGUGAUCCUCCUGAGUCCUGUUAAUGAGCUCAGAUGUGAAUUUCCUGCUGGUUAUCAUGAUGUUCCUCUGACAGAGUUUUCUGCCACAGUGGUCUCACAGUAGUGAAAGCAACUAAAAGUAAACACAAACAUCUUUUAUAGCUGGAAAAUCAUGAUGAAAUAAUCAGUGGAGUAGUGCACUGGUGUCAUGCAACACUGAUUAAA
Molecule: messenger RNA, 2111 nt
Organism: Archocentrus centrarchus (flier cichlid)
Lineage: Eukaryota; Metazoa; Chordata; Actinopteri; Cichliformes; Cichlidae
Product: toll-like receptor 5
Exons: 2
Coding region: 82-2010 (642 amino acids)
Cellular component (GO): plasma membrane
Molecular function (GO): protein binding
Source: RefSeq, a predicted model, not a curated record